CAAAAAUCAAAACAUUUCUAGUAGCCCCCCAGCAAGGAGAAACUUUCUGUGUCACCAUGGCUCGUUGUGGACCUAGUUGCCGUCUUCUCGUCCUGCUCCUAGCCUUGACAGCCUUCAAUGGCAGUUUCGCAGCACGCCAUCUUUUGGACACAGCAGCUGCACCAGAGGCUGCACCGGCUCAGCCAUCCACACCAGCGAUUCCAACCACACUGCCCCCAGUUCCUUCCAUACCAGCAGUUCCAACCACACUGCCUCCAAUUCCUUCCAUUCCAGCGGUCCCAAAGGUGGCAAUCCCACCAAUUCCAUCCAUUCCCAUUCCAAAGGUCGCCCUGCCACCAGCAGCCUCUGGCACAAUCCCAUCUCUACCAAACCCUGUGAUUCCGACCACCGUGUCAACCAUUCCUGCAGUGCCGGUUACAUUGCCACCAAUUCCCUCAAUUCCCACUACUGUGCCAUCAAUUCCAACCACGAUGCCAACAACAAUCCCUACCAUUCCCGGGCUCCAGAUGCCACCGAUUCCAUUCACCACCCCACCCCCACAAACCGCCAGCCCUUGAAGUUUAUGGUAGCAGGAGACUUCUAUUUAUUACUGUUAGUCAGGAAUUUGAUUUGUCAUAUGUGAUCACUAUCAGUGUAUUUGUCAUGUUUGUUCUGCUAUUUGGAUGAUACUGGCUACCAUUUUGUGUGAUUGUGAAUGCAGCCAGUCGACUGUACUGAGUAUUGUACCAUAUUGUCUUCUGUUAAUAAAGUAUUACUUUUUUUUUUUUA
This is a messenger RNA of Panicum hallii, 768 nucleotides long. RefSeq names its product vegetative cell wall protein gp1-like. Bases 57 to 557 code for a protein of 166 amino acids. The record is from RefSeq and is a predicted model, not a curated record. NCBI's taxonomy places the organism in Eukaryota, Viridiplantae, Streptophyta, Magnoliopsida, Poales, Poaceae. The transcript has a single exon.